GUCUCCCUGCCGGCCCGGCACGACUCCGUCUCCAGGCUGCGGACAGACUGCACUCCCGGUGUCAUCUCGUUGUGUUAAUUUCCAACUCGGAUACAAAUGAUGACCGUACUACGUGUGGUUCUUGCAUCCGUCGCCGCGGUCUCUACGGCCCACAUCUCCCCACCAGCGUCCUGCCAGGGUCACGAGUACUCCUCCUCGGAUGAUGGCCAGUGCUGCCCGCUCUGCCUAGAAGGAAUGAAAGUUAACAAAGACUGCACCGAAUACAAGGGCACGCGGUGCGGCCAUUGUGAGACGGGCACCUUCAUGAACAAACCCAACGGUCUAAAAGAGUGUCGUCCCUGCACUUCCUGCAACCAGGGUGACGGUCUCCUCGUCAAGCAGGAGUGUACAAACACAUCUGACACGGUCUGUGACGCUUUAAGCGGUUAUUUCUGCAGAAAUUACUCAGACGAUACAGGUUGCAGUUUGGCCAGCAAACACUCACGAUGUGCAGCUGGACAGAGAAUAAAAGACCAUGGAACGGCCAGACGUGACACAGUGUGUGAAGAUUGUCAGCAGGGGUAUUUUUCUGUGGAUGGCGUGAACUGCACCCUCUGGACCAGAUGCUCUGAAACUCAAAGAAAGGUCAAAGAUGGAGGCUCGACCAGUGAUGUCGUCUGCGGGACUGAAUCAAGAAGCCAUUAUGUUUUAUUUGUACCUUUUAGCCUUUUCUCAAUUGCAGUUGUGUUUGUGGUCGUGAUGAUUGUGAGGGGCCGAGUUGGUCCGAGUUGGUUGAAGCAUAACCCAACUUUUAGCACAGCUGACCCAAACUAACGUAACAAAUCUGCAGGUGUGCAUUGCUGCUGUUUUAUGUUUGUGUAUUGUUGUUUUUUUUUGUGAUCAAAUGUUUUUAUUUAUCUUUCAUGAUUUUCUUAUUAUAAACGGUGGCAUGCACAAUGAUGCCAAACAAACAUUAACACAUAUUUUCCUCCCUUCCAAACCCACCCCUUGGACCUAAGCAUUCGGUGAAAACAAUUAAUAAUUAAUAAUAAGAAAAACCAAAAAAAAGAUAAUACAACAAUAAAAAACAAACAAAAAGAAACGACAAAACAAAAACAAAGGCAAAACAUAAUAAUAUCAAAAACUGGACAAGGAUAGCUGCAACAAGGUAGUCUAUAUCAAUUUUAAAUACGUCUUUCAAGUUUGGCUUUAAUUUGAUCUGCUGCCAUAUACCAAAAUAAAAUAUUUUGUUGUUUUUUAUCAUGGAUUCGGGCUGUAGAUAUUUCCAGAUAGAUAAUAUCAAGAAAAGUCAAAUACUAAUGGGAGAUGUUAAGCGUGUGUGGUGGUUUCCAUUUUACUGCAAUUAUCUUUUUUGCUGCUUAGGCCAGCAAGCAAGAUUUGUUUUUGACAUAGUGAAGCAUUGAUUGUGGAUAAAUUAUUUAAAAUAAGUGUUUGAGGGUUUACUGGAAUAUUCUGUACUGUUAUCAAGGAUAAUGCAGUUGCAGUUAUUUAAAUGCCGAGCCACAGCAAUGGAUUGUAGCCGUAAAAUAAAUAUAUAUAGUAUUUCACCAAUGAAUAGUCCGGGGGUUUAAUUACCAAAAUCAACUUUAAAGAACCAGGCAUUACUCCAGCACUUUAAAACCAACAUGUUGUACAUUUUUAAUUUUAAUAUUAUUUGUUCUUUUGUAUUACACCAUGCACCACAAUAAAUUCCUGUGUAAGAGCCAUUUUUUAUGUUGUGCAGGUCUUUGUUCUUCCACUAGGGUGCAGUAUUAUUUCAGUUACUUUCUUUUACCCCAACCCUUGCCCCAGCUGCUGUUGAUCAGAAGUGUUGAUUAGUUUGAGGUGAGUGGUGGUGGGAGACACACAGUUUUUACACGGCAGCCAGAGAGACAAUAGAAACCCUUUUUUGUUCUGUCAAUUUAUCUUUUUGUUCAAAUAAACAGGAACCUCAGCCAAAGAUAUUACUUUUGCAACCUUUCCUUUUUAUUCACUGGAGUGGAGUAAAGAACAAACCAUCCAAGUUUAGUUUUUUGAGUAGUCACACCUUGUGUCUGUUAAACUAUUUGGCAAUAAACAUCUUUCUGCUUCUGAUUCUGAUUCAGUUAUUUACUGCCUUUAUUUUUACACAGACCUGCACCAGGACAUUAUUGUGAGGAGAGUUACCGUCCAAUAUAUUUUUUACUACA
Molecule: messenger RNA, 2168 nt
Organism: Cololabis saira (Pacific saury)
Lineage: Eukaryota; Metazoa; Chordata; Actinopteri; Beloniformes; Belonidae
Product: tumor necrosis factor receptor superfamily member 14-like
Exons: 5
Coding region: 97-813 (238 amino acids)
Biological process (GO): negative regulation of alpha-beta T cell proliferation; defense response to Gram-positive bacterium; defense response to Gram-negative bacterium
Cellular component (GO): external side of plasma membrane
Molecular function (GO): protein binding
Source: RefSeq, a predicted model, not a curated record